Messenger RNA from Clarias gariepinus (North African catfish), 2648 nucleotides. It is a transcript of the gene strip1, whose product is annotated as striatin interacting protein 1. Gene Ontology annotation, biological process: cytoskeleton organization. The transcript is spliced from 21 exons. NCBI's taxonomy places the organism in Eukaryota, Metazoa, Chordata, Actinopteri, Siluriformes, Clariidae. The record is from RefSeq and is a predicted model, not a curated record. The coding region runs from base 40 to 2493 and encodes 817 amino acids. Gene Ontology annotation, cellular component: cytosol.
CGGGUCACGCGCUGUUCUCGCGAUAUUUCGGUGGAGGAGAUGGAGGGCUGCGGUACCGGAGCUCCGAGCGGCAAUAACAAACCCAAUAAAGCCGUGACACCGGGGAAAGGCCGCGCCGAGUUCACCCGCAGUCAGAGGAAAGAUUCUGAGGGGCUGUGUGAGGCUCCUGAUUUGGAGUUUGAGUACAGUGACUCUGAUAAGUGGGCGUGUGAAGUCUCAGAACUGUACAGUUACACUGAGGGCCCAGAGUUUCAGCUCAACAGAAAAUGCUUUGAGGAGGAUUUACACACACACAUGUGUGAGAAGCGUUGGGUGGACCUCAGUGUGUCGGAGCACCGUGCUCAUGCCUUGCGCUUGCUGGACGGAUUGGACGUGACCUGCAGGGUUAAAAGGUUAAAGGUCGCCAGAGCCGUGCUGUACAUGGCACAAGGGACGUUUGCGGACUGUAGCUCAGAGGUGGAGCUUCAGUACUGGGUGAAGUACAACGUGUUCCUGCUGCUGGAGGCUGGAACUUUCUCCGCUCUGGUGGAGCUGCUGAGCCUGGAGAUCGAUAAUAAUGCAGCUUGUAGCAGUGCAGUGAGAAAACCUGCCAUCUCCCUGGCAGACAGCACAGACCUCAGGGUGCUCUUAAACAUCAUGUAUCUGAUUGUGGAGACGGUUCGACACGAAGACCCUGCAGAUCCUCCAGAGUGGAGAGUGUUAAGGGAAACUUUUAAAACCGAGCUAGGCUCACCACAGUAUAACAGUGAGCCAGUCUCUGUGAUGCUCUUCGCCAUGGUAACUAAGUUCUGCAGUGGCCACGCCCCCCACUUCCCCAUGAAGAAAGUGCUGCUGCUGCUCUGGAAAAGCAUCCUGUUCACAUUGGGAGGCUUUGAGCAACUGCAGAGUCUUAAGGUGUGUAAGAGGGUGGAGCUUGGUUUGCCCUGUCUCCCUGAAGACAGCAUCAGAGUGAUGAAGAGCAUGAGGGCCUCAUCCCCGCCCACUUCAGCCUGUGACAUCAUCGACCAACAACAAAGACGCACACGCAGAGAACACAAGGCUCUGAUAAAGCAGGAGAAUCUGGAGGCGUUUAAUGAGAAGGAUCCCUUUAAGGCAGAGGAUGUGCGGGGGGAGGAGGAGGAGGAGAGUGAUGAUAAUGAGAAUACUCUGGAGGCGGAGUCUUUUCCUCUUGAGCGUGAUGAGGUCAUGGUCCCGCCCAUUCCUCACCCCUCCUCCGACAGAGUGUCCUUUCCUAAAGGGCUGCCGUGGGCUCCCAAAGUUCGGGAAAAAGACAUUGAGAACUUUUUGGAAUGCAGCAGGAGUAAAUUCAUUGGCUACACUCUGGGGAAUGACACAGACACAGUGGUGGGUUUACCUCGGCCAAUCCAUGAGAGCAUCAAAACCCUAAAACAGCAUAAGUAUGUCUCCAUAGCAGAGGUUCAGAUUGCGAGGGAGGAGGAGUAUCAGAAAACACCACUGUCUGGGGGUGAGGAGCAGAUGGAGCUGUGUCCCACUGAGCUGCUGUAUCAGGGGAUUUUACCCAGCCUGCCUCAGUACAUGAUCGCUCUUUUAAAGAUCCUGCUCGCUGCAGCUCCGACAUCAAAAGCGAAGACGGACUCCAUCAACAUCCUCGCUGAUGUUCUUCCAGAGGAGAUGCCGACGACGGUGUUACAGAGUAUGAAGCUGGGUGUGGAUGUGAACCGUCAUAAAGAGAUCAUCGUCAAAGCCAUUUCUGCUAUUUUACUGAUUCUGCUGAAACACUUCAAACUCAACCACGUCUACCAGUUUGAGUACAUGGCGCAGCACCUGGUCUUUGCUAACUGCAUUCCGCUGAUCUUAAAGUUCUUUAACCAGAACAUCAUGUCAUAUAUUACUGCAAAAAACAGCAUUACAGUGUUGGACUUCCCCUACUGUGUCCUGCAUGAACUGCCUGAGCUCACGGCUGAAAGCCUGGAAGCUGGAGAUAAUAAUCAGUUCUGUUGGAGAAAUUUGUUCUCUUGCAUUAACCUGCUUAGAAUCCUCAACAAACUCACCAAGUGGAAGCACUCCAGGACUAUGAUGUUAGUGGUGUUCAAGUCAGCUCCGAUCCUGAAGAGGGCGCUGAAGGUGAAGCAGGCCAUGCUGCAGUUGUACGUGUUGAAGCUGCUGAAGGUCCAGACGAAGUAUCUCGGCCGUCAGUGGAGGAAGAGCAACAUGAAGACCAUGUCCGCUAUCUACCAGAAGGUCCGACAUCGCCUCAACGACGACUGGGCGUACGGCAACGCAGAUCUGGACGCACGGCCGUGGGACUUCCAGGCGGAGGAGUGCUCCCUGCGUGCGAGUAUUGAACGGUUUAAUGCGCGGCGGUACGACGUGGCUCAGCGGAACCCGGACCUGGUGCCGGUGGACAACUGUCUCCAGAGUGUCCUGGGUCAGAACGUCCCUCUGCCUGAUGACUUUCACACCAACUACGACCUGUGGCUGGAACGUGAGGUGUUCGCUAAGCCCAUCUGUUGGGAGGAGCUUCUCCACUGAGGGUGGGGUCAUCACCACAGUGGGUGGGGCUUCUGCUGUGAUUGGCAGGUGGUGGUUCUGCAUCACUCACAUCUUUUACUACACAUUCAGGACACUGAGUCACUACUCCUGUUUACUCUGUGGGACCUGUGUGUGUGUGUGUGAGAGAGAGAGAG